Scatophagus argus is the source of this 1592-nucleotide messenger RNA. RefSeq names its product tRNA methyltransferase 13 homolog (gene trmt13). Lineage: Eukaryota; Metazoa; Chordata; Actinopteri; Scatophagidae. The transcript is spliced from 11 exons. The record is from RefSeq and is a predicted model, not a curated record. The coding region runs from base 30 to 1424 and encodes 464 amino acids. Gene Ontology annotation, biological process: tRNA methylation.
UUCGGUUUCUCCUACGGUUGCGCGAGCUCAUGAAUGCGUCGGCUGCUUCUCUGUGCUCCAAUAUGGCGGCGCCCGUGGCCGGGAGAUGUGGCUUCUUCGUGGAGAAAAAGAAGCGUUUCUGUAAAAUGAUCGUCGGGAAAGGAAAAGUGUACUGCGGUGAACAUGCGACCAUGGAGGAAGGAAGCAGCAGGAGGAUUGUGUGUCCUCUGGACCCAAAGCAUACUGUGAGUGAAGACAAACUGGACAAACACCUGAAGAAAUGUAACUCCAGAGAGAAACCCAAGCCUGUUUAUUAUGUGGAGGACAUAAACUCUGGGUCAGCUGAUGGAGACGAGACGCUCCAACAGGUGAGUCUGUCUGAACGCAGCCGCACACAGCUGGAGUCUCUGUUGGACAAACUGAAGUCUGCAGUCAAAGGACUGCAGUUUGACAUGGAGGACGGCGUUCUGUCUCACCCUGUGCUCCAGGAGGAACUCAACAACCCCAAGAAUGGAGACUCCGCCCACAAACACCUGAAACAGCAGUCCUCUAUCUUAGGUCACCUGGAGGCGCUGGGACUGCUGGAAAGGGGGCGGUGCUUCGUUGAGUUUGGAGCAGGUCGGGGGAAACUGUCUCACUGGAUCCACGAAGCCCUGAAGACCCGCGAUGAGCCGAAGACCCACGAAGACCUGCAGCUGCUGCUGGUGGAGCGCUGCACCACCCGCUUCAAGGUGGACGGGAAACAUCAGGAUGUUGGAGUUCAGUUUGAGCGGCUGCAGGUCGACAUUCAACAUCUGGAUUUAAGUAAAGUCCCCCUGCUCAGCCAGAAGAAGCUCCCGCUGGUUGGAGUUGGUAAACACCUUUGUGGAGUGGCGACAGAUCUGGCUCUGCGCUGUUUGUUGGAAACACCGAGACUCAGAGAGGAGACCGAACCAUCCCGAAAACGGCUCAAAACCUCCUCAGAGCCUUCUGAUCCAGAAUCAGCUGUAUCAGUCGCUAUGCCAGACUCUAGUUCUGGUCCGGUACUGGGCCUGGUGGUGGCGCUGUGCUGUCACCAUCGCUGCGAGUGGCGUCAUUACGUCGGCCAGCAGUUCUUCCUGCAGCGAGGACUCGGAGCUGCAGAGUUCUCAGCUUUCUGUCGCAUGUCCAGCUGGGCAACAUGUGGGCUAAGACCGACCAAUCAGGGCCAUCCAACUGAGGUUCCAACCAAUCAGAGAGGAGACGAUGAAGAACAUGAACCGGCAGAGGAGACGGACGCUGUGAACGGGUUUCUGUCAGCGGAUGAACGCGAGCACGUCGGUCGUCUCUGUAAGCGUCUGAUCGACGGCGGCAGGCUUCACUUCCUGAGGACGAAAGGAUUCGACAGCAAACUGAGUCGCUACGUUAACAGUCAGGUGACUCUGGAAAAUGUCUUACUGAGCGCCGUCCCCUCGUCUUCCUCUUGAACUGCAGAGACGCCCACACAAAAGACACAAAUCACACAAACUGAGUUUCUCAAAGUCUUUUUAUUUGUUUUUUAUUUUCUAUUUGUUGAGUUCAAAUGAAAAUCAUCGCAGACUCGAUAUGCGUCUAAAUGUGUUUGUAAAGUUUGUAUUAAAGCGCUUUCAGUUGUG